Eimeria tenella is the source of this 378-nucleotide messenger RNA. RefSeq lists its product as uncharacterized. The record is from RefSeq and is a predicted model, not a curated record. The transcript has a single exon. The coding region runs from base 1 to 378 and encodes 125 amino acids. NCBI's taxonomy places the organism in Eukaryota, Apicomplexa, Conoidasida, Eucoccidiorida, Eimeriidae.
AUGCUGCAUUCAUGCAGCAACAAAACGUCCAGCAGCAGCAGAUGCAGCGGCGCAGGCAGCAGGAGAAGUAGAAGCAAGAGCAGCAGAAGUAGAGGCAACACCAGCAGCACAUGCAACAGCAACAGGAACAGCAGCACAUGCAACAGCAACAGAAGCAGCCGCACUCUCAGCAACAGCACCAGCAUAUGCAGCAGAGACAGCAGCACAUGUAGCAGCAGCAGCAGCAGCAGCAGCAAGCGUAGGAGCAGGGGCAGCAGCUGCUGGUGUUGUGUCCCUUACAAUGUGUCUUUCACUGACAAACAAAGACUGGUGUGCACUAGGCCCUGUCAGCAGCAGCAGCUGCACCAGCUGCAGCAGCAGCAGCAGCAGCAGUUCUAG